UUAUACGGGUUCAUGUCCUUUUGUAGUCUUUAUUUAGUUCCCUCAAAAAGAAAAUAUAACAAAGAUGGUAGGUUUCAUAUGGGUAAGGCAUGUUCAUUUGGUUGCUCAAUUUAAUUAUUAUGGUUUUGGUUUGGGUUUUCGAAGAGUAUAAAACGAGAGGAAUGGACAGGACUUAAUUUGAGAAAAGUCUUGAUGGAGAUAUUGGUGAAAAUGUCAAGCUUUGUGGUGUUCUUGUUAGUUUUUGGUGUUGUGUUGUUGCUGUUGAGUUCAAGCUCUGUUCACGGACUGCGAUAUAGACCCGUGAGGAGAGUCUUUAAUAGUACUGAUCAAUCUUCCGUUUUGGGUUCCAACAAAAUGUUUGAAAGUGGAUAUAACAAAGCACGAAGAGUGCAAGAAGGUAAUGUAGAUGGAGACUGUGGAGGUUGUAGCGGUGGAGAAGGAAGCUGUGGAGGUUGUAAUGGAUCAGGAGGAAGUCGGGGAGAUGGCGGAAGAGGAGGUGGUGGAGGAGGAGGAGGCCGCGGAAGAAGAAAUGGCAAAGGACAAGGUGACGACGGUGGAAAAGAAGAUUGCAAUGAUAGGAACAAUGGUAAUGGUGUUGGUAUUGGUAUAGGUAUAGGAGGUGAUGAACCUAGCCCUGGAUCCGGAGGUGGUGGAGGUGGACUUGGUGGUGGCGGUGGAAGAGGAGGAGGAUGUGCAGGAGGCGGUGGCGGAGGUGGAUGA
Arabidopsis lyrata subsp. lyrata is the source of this 720-nucleotide messenger RNA. Its product is annotated as ctenidin-1. The transcript has a single exon. The coding region runs from base 193 to 720 and encodes 175 amino acids. The record is from RefSeq and is a predicted model, not a curated record. Lineage: Eukaryota; Viridiplantae; Streptophyta; Magnoliopsida; Brassicales; Brassicaceae.